UCUCUCUCUCCUCGUAUUCUUCGUCUCUCUCCUCCUCUUCUAAAGCGAAACCCUCGUCCCCUUCUCCGCCACCAAAUCGAAAAAUGGACCCUAAAUCCAACAAUUAGGGUUCUCGAUCCUCUUGAUCAAACCUAGCUCCCUAUCUCCAAAAUUUCGUCUCUGAUUCCCCUUGGAACGACGCCUCUCGAAACCCUGAAUGAACACCCGGGGCCCCUCGUCAUCCUCGACUCCGCCGCCUCCCUCGGCGCUCCUUGCGCCCGGGUUCCGGUUCCACCCCACGGAUGAGGAGCUCGUGAGCUACUACCUUAGGAGGAAGAUCCUGGGGCGGCCCCUCCGCGUCGACGCGAUCGCCGAGGUCGACCUGUACAAGUGCGAGCCAUGGGACCUGCCCACGAGGUCGCGGAUCCGGAGCCGCGACGUGGAGUGGUACUUCUUCAGCCCCCUUGAUCGCAAGCACGCGAACAAGGCGCGCACGAACCGGGCCACGCCGCAGGGGUAUUGGAAGACCACCGGGAAGGACCGCGAGGUUCGCCGUGGAUCCCGCGUCGUCGGCAUGAAGAAAACCCUAGUUUUCCACGCAGGUCGAGCGCCGCGCGGCGAGAGAACUAAUUGGGUUAUGCAUGAGUACCGCAUCGAGGGCGAGGAGCUCGCUCAAGCAGGGAUUUCUCAGGAUUCGUACGUCGUAUGCAGGAUCUUUCAGAAGAGCGGGUCAGGCCCACAGAAUGGGGCUCAGUAUGGGGCACCAUUUGUUGAGGAGGAGUGGGACGAAGAGGUAGAUGGUCUUCCUCUUAUGGUGGAAAAUGGUGGUGAAGAUGAGUUUAAUGAUGCUGGGGAGAAUGAAUUCCUUCAGAUGAAUGACUUUGCAGAGAACCAGAAGCUGGACAGUCAACACGAGAUUACUCCUCUCUCAGCCCCUGGUCUUAAUGUACUGGAUAAUACUGAACACCCUGAAGAUCCUGAGAUUUCAUUGGACGAGAUUUUGAAAGACUCGAGCUUCAUUAAUGACAUUACUGCGUAUUUUGAUGAACCUAGAGAUACAAGCGGCCCAGCACUCAAUAGCCAAUUGGAAGGGAAUGCUGCUAACACACAUUGGUCCCAUAGUCCUUCUAGCCAGAAUAAUGGUUACGUUGAAUUAAACGAUUUUAGUGAUUAUGGAAAUAUGGACUACUUUGCAAGUGAUGACUCGGUUGCCUGGCCUUUACGGUCAGACAUCAAUAAUCAGAAGCCUGUGAGCGGAGAAGAUGGCAGAAGCGAUUUGCAAGAACCAUUCAAUGUUGAGGAGUUCUUUGACACCACUGACGGCAUUUCUUAUCAGAAUAACUACUCUCUGCAGCCAAGUGUUAUGCUGAAUAAUCCGCCUCUGGCUAGUGAGAGUUAUUCUCGUGAACCGACUGACUACAACACCAUGUUUUACGAUACACCUAGUGACAAUCUAGCAAUGGAAAAGAAUGACUUAUUCCAACUGAAUGAACUUCCUAAUUCACCCACUGCUGGUUCAUCUGGGAUUGAUAUGCUAGAGGAUCUAGCAGCAUUCUUUGAUGCGGCAGAUGAUAAUUGGAAUCUUGAUAUCCUGGAUUUUGUACAAAAGCCGGAAUAUGUUGUUGGUCCUCAUGUUGCAGAAGGUUCUAGCAUGACUCAAGAGGUCGAAGGUGAUGAUGGUACUAAUAGUGAUUCAAAGCCAAAGGCUCUACAAUCAUAUGUUAUACCCGGCGUUCCUAUGCUACCGCAGGCUGAUAAAUUGACCAGAGAAAAUAAGGAUCUUAAUGUUGCUUCAGAUAUUCAAAAGAACGAAUUAAGUAAUAAAUCUAUUGGAAAACGUCUCGCGAGCAUGUUGGGCUCAAUCCCAGCACCCCCCGCGUUUGCUGAGGAAUUCCCUACUGCACCAGGGAAGUCUAUUGGACCUAUCUCCGUGGACCACUCAGCUAGCUCCGUUCAUAUCUCUGCUGGCGUAAUCGAAGUGAACGAAUUAACAUUGGCCCGCGCCGCAGAGAACUGGUCGCUGGAGAAGAGCGAAGAUGGUUGUUUCCUCCUCUCCUGCUUCAUGUCUUGUUCCACAUCUAGAAAAUCAUUAUGCUUUGAUCCAAGAACAAAGAUGCACAGUGGCGCCAUAUGGACGGUGCUCCGUGGUGGCUUCUGCUUUUUCCUUCUCUCGGCCGUGAUUCUCUCGGUCAGCUGUGCUGUAGGAAUGUGCAUGUAUAAUAAGCCAGGUGAGCUUUAAAUCUAUAAUAAUAGGGUGACUUGGAAACCUAUGUGUAGCUUACUACAUCUGCAUCAUUUGAACUCUGUAAUGAAUGGUGCUACCGUAUUUUCUAGUAGCAUUUUGCAACUAGGGCCAGGAGUUUAUGGGCUUACCUCUGUCCUAUUUUGAGAAAUUUGGCUAUUUUGGAUUGAAACUUAAUGGAAAUUAUUAUAUGCCAAGAGAUGUGGUACAGAAUUAUCUUAUGCUGUUCAUAUUUUUCGAA
Ananas comosus (pineapple) is the source of this 2462-nucleotide messenger RNA. RefSeq names its product NAC domain-containing protein 78-like. The record is from RefSeq and is a predicted model, not a curated record. NCBI's taxonomy places the organism in Eukaryota, Viridiplantae, Streptophyta, Magnoliopsida, Poales, Bromeliaceae. Bases 197 to 2218 code for a protein of 673 amino acids. Gene Ontology annotation, molecular function: DNA binding. Gene Ontology annotation, biological process: regulation of DNA-templated transcription. The transcript has 5 exons.